AUGGCCGAGUACAUCGACGCCGGUGGUUCUGCUAAUUAUAGGCGCGGGAGGCGAGUCACACUGCACUACCUGGUGAAGGCGAAGAUUCUGGUGGUAAAGGAUGCUGAAAGAGAUGAGAUUGAAUUUAUCACAAAAACUUUGAACUGCCUCCCAAUUGCCAAUAUUGAGCACUUCCGAGAGGACAAGCUCAGGUUCGCCAGCUCCAUGGAGGAAUCCUCGGUCGGGAACGGGAAGAUUGUGAAGUUCACAGAGAUCGAAGAUAUGGGAAGGACAACAACUGUUCUUGUUAGGGGUCAAUUCAUCCCUGUGUCACCUGCAAUUUUAGUGACAAAUACAUUAGUAGCUGAAGAUAAUGGUAUAUUUUUAUCUGAUCAUUCUCAUUUUAAAGAGGCGGAUCUCUUUGCAAACACAAAAAUGGUGAUACUAAUUGUCAGCUUGGAUCAAGCAGAAAUUAAGCCUCUCAUAAAAAUGUUUACAUUUUCUUACAGAUGCUUAGUAAAUAAGAAGUUUCUAAUUGCCGGUGGAGGUGCACCCAAAUGCCCAGGCAGCUCCGAGCCUGGGCAAAACUCAAAAGAGCUUCAAGGCAUGGAAAGCUACCGCACCAAGGAGUUUGCAGAAGCUCUCGAGGUCAUUCCCUACACUUUGGCAGAGAACGCCAGUCUAAACUCGAUAGCCAUCGUCACAAUGCUGGGAAUCAAUGUGAGGAAGGGGCAAAUCACAAACAUCCUGGAGGAGAAUAUCGUGCAACCGCUAUUGGUUAGGACCAGCACAAUCACGUUGGCAGCCGAGUGA
This is a messenger RNA of Zingiber officinale, 792 nucleotides long. RefSeq names its product T-complex protein 1 subunit delta-like. The record is from RefSeq and is a predicted model, not a curated record. Gene Ontology annotation, biological process: protein folding. Gene Ontology annotation, molecular function: ATP binding; ATP-dependent protein folding chaperone. The coding region runs from base 1 to 792 and encodes 263 amino acids. Lineage: Eukaryota; Viridiplantae; Streptophyta; Magnoliopsida; Zingiberales; Zingiberaceae. The transcript is spliced from 5 exons. Gene Ontology annotation, cellular component: chaperonin-containing T-complex.